GACAUAGAUGCAUGACCCACGAGCAAGUUCAACAAAACAAACUCUUCGUUGUCAUUAGACCGAAGACGUCUACUAGCUAGUAGUUAAAUAAGACUAUUUCAAAAGGAUUCGAUUCAGACAACAAAUGCUUGAGGACGAACCCAUGAGCCGAGGCCCAGGAGUUUCCCACAGUCAAGUCUGCUCACCGCAAGUGUUAACCUCCAGUUAUUUAUUCACCUACUAGUAGCUACUCGGAGUGGCUGAACUGCACUGACAGAGUUUGCUCUUGAAGAAGCCAAUCUCUCGCAUAAAAAAGAUUCUUCUCCACUCUUUCAGAGUCAUGAUGUUUCGAACAGUUUGCCGUGGUUUGGCCAUUGUCGCGGCCGUGGGUUUCAGUUUCCAGUUGGACUCUCAAUUCUUGGUGGAUUAUCUCUCCAAUGCGGGUGCUGCUGCAGCUCCAAGCAUCAGUAGGGCCAUGUCAGGGAGUGGCAGCAAGAAUAUUUCGGUUGCGAUGCGACGACUAGUAUUGGAAGCCACAGUUCCCCAAUAUCUCAUUGACAAACUCUACAAUGAAACGGCUCAUUCUCCUCUGUCACCUCUGUCUCCCAACUUUGACGGUUUGCUGGAUCCACGACCUCACAAUCAACAGCACAACAACACAUAUGUGGGUUGCACACCCACCGGCAAGGUACAAAUAUUGCAAGUGCAGCAACACAACCAUACUACUGUUACUUGGCUGCUGCAAAGCUUGGACCAAACUGGAAUACCCAAGCCAAUGGGAGGCGAUGAAUACUACAUUACAUUCACAUAUGCCAACAGCAAUCGCACCACUCCGGACCCAAUCCAAAACAACAACAACAAAAUCACGAGACAUCCCAAUUAUGUGGCAAUUCCCACGGAUCUGGGCAAUGGCCAAUACGCGCUGGACUUUGUAGAACCACCCAUUCAAGUACCGGAAUGGAAAAACGAACAGCAGCUCAUCAAUGAUACUACUACUACUAGUGGAUUCUUGACCAUUCAUCUGACAUUUACCUGUGGCAUGGGGUUGGUCACACAAAAGUCGGAUUGGAAACACGCCUCCCGAGGCGCCUUGGAUUGGUGUCAUGUACAACACAACGUGUCCAUGGUACCUCCCUGGAGACACUUUACGCCACCGUCCAUGCCGCGCAUUGGAAACAAAACACAACGGCUUUCUCAAUACGAAUACGUGGCAUUCUUUGGAGACUCCAUUUUGGGACUCUUCACGGGACAGUACAAAAAGAACCCCAAAUUCAAUCGAUAUCCUCGUCCUCCAAACGCUACGGCACAACAAUUUCACUUUGUCGACAAUACACGCCGUGCGUAUGCGGGUCAUGUUGCCGAAUUGCAACAAUUAUUUGACGAGUGGCAUGGCGCUCGCAUUCGCAAACAGACGCAUUCGGCCAUUGUCUUGGGAAGUGGCACGUGGGAUUUGGGAACCAUUACAUGGGCGGGGGGAGAUGCCAACUUUACAUUGGCACCCACUAUUGACGCCCAUCGCAUGUUUUGGAAAUGGCUGUUGCAACAAUACCCCGGGGUUCCCGUGUAUUACAAAUCACCCUCGGCCGUCCAUCCUCAUGCCGUCGCGAACCUCCAAGAGUGCGCCGAUCGGGAGCGAGUGCAAAUGGGCACACGCUAUGUCAGUACAGCACGCAAUCAUGCCUUGGAUCAUGGGUUGCGACAAUUGCUACAAGAAGAACCGUUCCGCAGCAGAAUGGGUCUUUUGGAUGUGUACAACAGUACACAGCUGGUGGCGGAAUGGUUGUUUCCGUGUGAUACGCAUCACUUCAAUUGGGAAAUGAAUCGACACAUGCUCAUGGAGUGGUUCUACUAACUAGAAGAACUAGAAUGAAUCGAAUCGAAAGAGAGAGAGACAGAGAGAGAUUGCAAGGAAUGCUGAACUCUGCCUCCCAAGUUGCCACGCCUUGCACACAAAGGGUCAAUCUCUCUUUGGUUGCUUUCACAAGCAUGACUCUUGGCCAGUGCAGCCCGCGUUGCCACACCAUCUUGAGAGUCAAGUCGAGUCUCGCAUUUCAGCAUCGCCAAGCUUGUCAACAAUGACAGCUCAGAAUCACAGUUUUGGGAGGCAGGUCAAACAACAAUCUGUGCCAAUGCGGUGAUACGCAUAGCUUGUACCCCAAUUGCAGUGACUAACUAGCCAUGUGGUUGCCAAAAGCCAGCUAGCUAGGCUCUGAUUAGUGAUCUUUAGAGGCUUUAGAAGUUAGGGUCAACUUGGACUUUGCAAUCUCACAACAGCUACUCAUAGAUGCAGUGUUUUCUCUAUUAUGACCUUCAAAAGGAUACUCUAGCUAGAGGCCCAAGAUUCCAAGCUAGGCAGAGAAGUGAUACUUUUCAAUUUGCAGGCAGGAUUGAUGUUCACAGGGGCGGUACAGUUGAAGCAGCCAAUAUCAACUACUGCUCCAUUCAGAAGAGAGCAACAUCACAAUCACAUAACAAUGCUCCACAGCUUCUCGAAGAAAGACUCCUAUCGCAUAGCUAGAUGUCAUCAGCAGCAUCCAAGUCCGAACUGCAAAGAUCAAUGGGCGUGCUUCCAGUUUUGCCAUCCUGCAGGGUUCCCUUUUGAGCUUGGGGCAAAAGAGGUGCCUCAAUCUCUUUGUUUGCUUCCCUGGAGUCAAGCCCGUUGCUCGCUUGGUGCACCAACAAGAUGCUAUUGUCACUCGGGUCGGGAGACCCUGAAUCUCCUGUAUCUGGCAACGAAACAACCUUCUCAUGCACCGUCUCAACAACUGCAUCGAGCACUGGAUCAGAAACUGGUAUCAGCGAAGAGUCCUCUGUGGCAGGACCUGGUGGUGAUUGUUGAGUGGGCGGAGAAGGCGUAGCAGAUUGUUUCGCUUCUCGAGCACCUUGCAAAGCACGAAUAGAUUGGAACAUGAGCCCAGAGGUUUCGUUGAAGGAUGGAUUCUUGGAUAACGCAGGACCAUCAGCCAAUACGAUAGCGGCGUUUGUGGCUUUCGUUUCAUUGAUUUCAGCUGUAACAAGAGAACCAUACAUAUUGUUUGUUUAUCUUCUCGAGCAGGUUGGCUAGACUGGAGAAAACUGAUCACACUUACCCAUGACUACAUCAAUUGUUUCCCGCGCAUCAUAAUAUCGAAUAGUAACGUCCUUCUUUUGACCAAUCCGAUAAACACGAUCUUCACACUGUUCCCUGUGGGUUCAGCGUGGAAACGGAAUGGCAUGGCAUGAGGAAACACAGAACAAGUUUAAAAGAUUCUUUGUGUCUGACUUACAGCACCAUUGGGUUCCCUGCGACAAGAAAAGCAACCAGGCAAGAUGUUGAGUGUGGUUGACCUCCUUGUGCGCUUGUCAAGUUGCAGAAACUUACACCAUCGAUUGACAAACCACACAUGGUUGGCUUCUACUAGAUUGAGCCCAACACCUCCAGUCUGCACCGUCAUAAGGAGAAUCCGACAUGAUGC
This is a messenger RNA of Seminavis robusta, 3434 nucleotides long. The record is from the annotation of a GenBank genome assembly. Lineage: Eukaryota; Bacillariophyta; Bacillariophyceae; Naviculales; Naviculaceae.